AUGCUGAAGCUCGUUCACGUUCCUCAAUGGUUGCUCCUCCUUUGGGACAUAUGCUCGGUGGCUAAUGCAUUCAGAAUCCAUGCCGAAAUCGUCGAAAGAGCCAGGGAAGGAAAAUGGGUGCCUUUGGUGGGCGGUAAACAAAUAGAUUUGAUCAAGAUUGUAAAAUCCACAACUCUAUUCGGAGAACGUGAACAUUUCUCUCAGCGAGAGGCAGAACAGUACUGUAAGGAACAAGGUGGUCAUCUGGCGUCCUUACACGUUGACUGCCAGAGAAAAUUUCUAGCAGAAUUGUCACUGAGAGUACAUGAAACGCCACAAAACAGAGGGUUCAGAGAAAUUUUUGUGCUGGUCGGUUUAGUGAAGAGUGGUUAUCAUUGGACCGACGGGACUCCAGUCGAUCCCCUCGAAGGGAUAGAAGCGCCCAAGGACCGUCACUGCUAUUGUAUCACCACGACAGCCAACAUGCUGCUCUACCUGGAUACAUCACACUACACAACAAAUACGCUGUUCAAGACGAAAUUGUACAAGAAACCAGGAAGAAGAUUGGAAAUGGUCCAGAAAGCCAGGGAACUUCCGAUGGAUGUUCCUUAA
Cooperia oncophora is the source of this 591-nucleotide messenger RNA. The record is from the annotation of a GenBank genome assembly. Lineage: Eukaryota; Metazoa; Nematoda; Chromadorea; Rhabditida; Trichostrongylidae.